This is a messenger RNA of Ctenocephalides felis (cat flea), 1209 nucleotides long. RefSeq names its product glutamate--cysteine ligase regulatory subunit-like. The transcript is spliced from 4 exons. Gene Ontology annotation, cellular component: glutamate-cysteine ligase complex. NCBI's taxonomy places the organism in Eukaryota, Metazoa, Arthropoda, Insecta, Siphonaptera, Pulicidae. Bases 166 to 993 code for a protein of 275 amino acids. Gene Ontology annotation, molecular function: enzyme regulator activity; glutamate-cysteine ligase catalytic subunit binding. The record is from RefSeq and is a predicted model, not a curated record. Gene Ontology annotation, biological process: glutathione biosynthetic process.
UCAGUUUUGUACAAAAAGUGAGGUUAAACGUCACAUGUAACAUCUUUACCCGUCAGCCGUCAGUGACAAUUAGAAUUGUCAAAAGUGAGCAGCUCUUGCAUUCUGCUUGUCAAAUAAUCAAAUAAUCGAUCAAAUAAAACUACAAAAUAAUAACAAGUUAUUAAAAUGCUCCCAAAUUUACCACAAUGUGUCACUGUUGUGGUAAUCAGUACUGGAAAUAUAUUAAAUUUGAGUGAAAUUAAGAAAAAGGCCGGACAAAAACCACACGAAGAGCUACUGGAUAGUCUAACGAUAACACUGCAGAACCCCUCAGUAAAUAAUUCAGAAAAAACAAAGGCCGUUAUAUCAAGAGCAGAUGAUGACUUACAUGCUAAAAUUACAGAACAUGAAAGAAAAAGCUUAAAAAUUGGUGUAAAAUUAUUUCUGAACAAAAAUUGUAUUGAAUCAAUAACAGAAGCUAUCCAAAGUGUUUUUAAGCUAUUACAAGUAGAUACAAUUGAUAAUCUUAUUUUGGCAUUUCAACCAGCUAAUAAUGCAACUGAUACAAUAAAAAUGUCCAACGAUGAUAGUAAGAUGGCUUUUAAUAAUGGUCUAAUUGGAGCAGGGUCUGCUUUGAAAGAUUUAAAAAAUUUGUGGAGUGCUCUGGAAGAAUAUGCCAUAUCUAAACAGAUAUUGCAACUUGGCAUUGCGGAUUUAGAUGCAGACACUUUGGGAGCUUUAUAUAACAGUGCAAGGGUGCCUCCAUGCAUAGCACAAAUAAAUUUGAGUGCGUGCUGUGUAGUGCCGUUAGAUUUGCAAACAUUAUGCAAGGAGAAAGAAAUUCAAUUGCUAACACACAGUGAUCCUUCAGAGUUAUUAACAAAUGAAACUAUGCAAUCGUUGGGAAUUAUUAAUGCAGGGCUAUGUUGGGCUCUGAGGCACCAAGUUCACAUAAAAUGUAGAGGAGUCCUAGCAUCAAAGGGAUAUGUAUUAGGAUUCUGUAAAGAACAAUAAUUAUUUGUAGUUUUUUUCACAAGUAAUGUGGUGAAGGUAAACAAAUUUUAUUUAAGAAUUUUAAUACUUAGGAAAGAAAAGAUGUGUUAAAAGGAAAUAUAUGUAUAUAAUUGAAUCGAUUUAUACCAUGAAGAAAUAUAUGUAUUUUAAAUGUAAAAACUUAUAUGCCUGAGAAUUGCCUAAAUUUUUACAAUAUUUUAAAAUAAUAAUUUGUAA